Solea senegalensis (Senegalese sole) is the source of this 1422-nucleotide messenger RNA. RefSeq names its product polyunsaturated fatty acid lipoxygenase ALOX15B-like. Gene Ontology annotation, molecular function: metal ion binding; oxidoreductase activity, acting on single donors with incorporation of molecular oxygen, incorporation of two atoms of oxygen. The record is from RefSeq and is a predicted model, not a curated record. Lineage: Eukaryota; Metazoa; Chordata; Actinopteri; Pleuronectiformes; Soleidae. Gene Ontology annotation, biological process: lipid oxidation; linoleic acid metabolic process. Bases 59 to 865 code for a protein of 268 amino acids. The transcript is spliced from 6 exons.
UGUUACUAACUGAGUUCCUCGUUUCACUCAGCUCCUCGUGCCUUACACUCGCUACACCAUGCAUAUCAACCUGCUAGCUCGGAAACUUCUCAUUUCUAAGGAGGGAGUUUUCACAAAGUACGCAGCCUCUGGUUGCAAGGAGACUAAGAAGACGAUCCUGACUAGAUCACUGACCUCAGUGACCUACAGCUCCCUCUGUAUACCAGAUGACAUUGCUGAGCGUGGACUGGAAGACAUUCCAAACUUCUACUACAGGGAUGAUGGACUCCAGCUCUGGGAUAUCAUCUUCAGGUUUGUGAAAGGAGUUCUCAGCUCCUACUACAAGGAUGAUGCUGCGGUCCAGAAAGACUCUGAGCUGCAGAAGUGGAUUGGAGACAUUUUUAAAUAUGGGUUCCUUUCUCAGGCAAGCACAGGAAUCCCACAUCAAUUUGAUGCAGUGGACGACCUCAUCAAGUUUGUCACCAUGGUGAUGUUUACUUGCUCAUGCCAGCAUGGGGCUGUGAACACUGGACAGUACGACUACGGGGCCUGGAUGCCCAACAAUCCCACCUCCCUGCAACUUCCUCCACCAACCACAAAGGGUACAACCACUGAGGCCACUCUGCUGGAAACACUGCCUGAUGUCAACACCACAGUUAAUGGCAUGGCGGUCAUGUGGCUACUCAGUCAGCAGUCUAGUGACUUUGUCCCACUGGGUCAGUACCCACAAGAACAUUUCUUUGAAGAGACUCCCUGCAAACUGAUAACAAAAUACCAGGGAGAACUUAAGAAAUUAAGUGCAGCCAUUGAGGUCAGAAACCAGAGUCUGGAUGUCAAAUACACAUACUUGGACCCAGCUAAGUUAGAAAAUAGUGUUGCCAUUUGAGUGACUUGCUCAGCAUUUGCUCAAAUUCACCGUCAUGAUUAAAACAGGGGAGAGAGUAAAGAGUGCAUGUGCUAUUUUUAAGUAACAAUGGAGUACAACGAAACUACUACAUUCGUUGAAUAAUAUGGUGACAAAUGAGUGGGCAUUUUAUGAAAACAAUAUUAAUAUUAAGCUUUGAUGCUGCUUCAUUAUUAUUCCGGCAAGCUGUACUCUAAGAGGUGAAGGGCUGCUCUCCACCAUUCAAAGCUCCCAAUCACAUUGUGAAGUCCAUAAUAAUAGUUUAAAACACUUUAACACAGAUCCUAUUGAUCCUGUCCUCAGUGUCACUAUUCUGACUUAGGAAAAUUGAUAUAUUGAGAAUAUUUUUUCGGGAUCAAAACAAAUGUGUUAUUGAAACAACUAUUGCAGCAUGUGUGAAUUGUAUGUAACAAAGGAGUUAUGCACAGUUGUAUCCUGUGUGUGUGUGGUUUUAAUGCUUUAGGGAUGAAAACAUGGUUGAUCUUCUGUUUUUGUUUUGUUAAUCACAACAAUAUAUAAUAAAGAGAAUGCAAAGCAAG